Mus caroli (Ryukyu mouse) is the source of this 736-nucleotide messenger RNA. It is a transcript of the gene Lin7b, whose product is annotated as lin-7 cell polarity scaffold B. NCBI's taxonomy places the organism in Eukaryota, Metazoa, Chordata, Mammalia, Rodentia, Muridae. The record is from RefSeq and is a predicted model, not a curated record. Gene Ontology annotation, molecular function: protein binding.
GGCGGGUGGCUUACAUUAGAGGUGAUAUGGCUGCACUGGUGGAGCCUCUGGGGCUGGAGCGGGACGUGUCCCGGGCUGUGGAGCUGCUGGAGCGGCUGCAGCGCAGCGGAGAGCUGCCCCCGCAGAAGCUGCAGGCCCUGCAGCGGGUCCUGCAGAGCCGCUUCUGCUCUGCCAUCCGCGAGGUGUAUGAACAGCUCUAUGACACGCUGGACAUCACUGGCAGCGCCGAGGUGCGGGCUCAUGCCACAGCCAAGGCCACAGUGGCUGCUUUCACGGCCAGUGAGGGCCAUGCACAUCCCAGGGUCGUGGAACUACCGAAGACUGAUGAGGGUUUGGGCUUCAACAUCAUGGGUGGCAAGGAGCAGAACUCACCCAUCUAUAUCUCUCGAGUCAUCCCUGGGGGCGUGGCUGAUCGCCAUGGUGGCCUCAAGAGGGGAGACCAGCUGCUGUCUGUGAAUGGUGUGAGUGUGGAAGGCGAACACCAUGAAAAGGCGGUGGAACUCCUGAAGGCUGCACAGGGCUCAGUGAAACUGGUGGUGCGCUACACUCCUCGGGUGCUGGAGGAGAUGGAAGCCCGCUUUGAGAAGAUGCGAUCUGCCCGUCGGCGCCAGCAGCACCACAGCUACACGUCCUUGGAGUCUCGAGGCUGAAAUCACAGACCAGGACCCUCCUCCUCCUCCCCUGUACAGUAUUAUUUAUUGUCACUGGCUCCUUAUUUAAAGAUCUUUAACCCUCA